UGUUUUUUUUUUUUUUUUUUUUUUAAUCCAAUGGGGGGAGCGGACGGCGUGGGCACCAAGGAGAGCCAGACGCCGACAACUGAGUGAAAAAAAAAGGGGCAAACCUUCUGGAGCCGCCAUGUACUACUACUACAACUACUACUACUACUACUACUUGUACUACUAGUACUAGUACUGGUGACAGACGGCAGUUGAAGAGCAGAGAGCAAACAGUGACAAACAUGAGCGGUGGAGAAAUCAUCUUCCAAGGCUGGCUGAGAAAGUCCCCACCAGAGAAGAAACUGAGGAGAUAUGCCUGGAAGAAGCGCUGGUUUAUACUUCGCAGCGGCCGCAUGAGUGGUGACCCCGAUGUUCUGGAGUAUUACAAGAACGACCACUCGAAGAAGCCCAUCCGGGUCAUCGACCUGCACUGCUGCGAGCAGGUCGACGCCGGCCUGACCUUUAAGAGGAAGGAGUUCCAGGACAGCUUCGUGUUUGACAUCAAGACCUCGGAUCGCACCUUUUAUCUGGUGGCUGAAACCGAGGAGGAGAUGAACAAGUGGGUCCGCUCCAUCUGUCAGCUCUGUGGGUUCAACCAGUCGGACGACAACCACGAUGGCAGGUUGCACCAUAUGCCACGUUCUGUCGGAGCAGAUGCCUCGGGCCCCCUGGCUCCUCUGACAGGAGAUCGCAAAUCGUCCGUCCCCAUCCACUCCAGCCAGCCGGUGCUGUUCACCUUUGAUGUGCCUGUUCGCCAUACGCACCACGGCUCCCUGUCCAACAGCGCGCCCCAGGACUACCUCCUCCUCCACCAGUGUAUGAGCAGGAAGACAGAGAGUGCACGAAGUGCCAGUUUUUCUCAGACCACACGGAGCAAUCUGUUUGUAGGAAGCGACUCUGCUGUGCAAAAGCUCUCCCAUGGCUUCUCUCACUGUCUGAAUGGUAUGGGCGCUCAGCUGCAUGGUUUCUACAGCCUACCCAAACCGGGGAAGCACCAGUUACCGGCGCAUGAUGACUCCCCCCAGGAGGCAUGUUACGUCCUUCCACGGGGUUACAGCUCCGAGGCACCGGCUCACAGUGGCCUCAGCGAGCCGGAGCUGGAGAACGAGGAAGUGUACACCUUCCAGACGCCGUGCAACACCCUCGCCACCAUGCACAGCAACGAGCGCCCAACUGACAAUUAUGACCUUCCUACGCCCCCCGGAUCCUUCUAUCAGAUCCCUCGGACGUUUGAUAAGAAUCACAAUGCCUUAACGCCUUCCAGCUCCGAGUCGUCCUGUGCUCCUCCUCCCAGGCCGCCCAAACCCAGCCAUGGGUCUGAAGGUCAGUGGGGGAGUCCUCAGUCUGUGGGGAGCCAGAACGGAGAGGUGACGUCCACGGUGUCGGUCAUCCCACGCAGGAAUACACUCCCCGCUGUAGAGAACAUCCGUCUUCAUAGAGGAUCUUCCUUCGAAACUAACAGCCAUCACCGUCCGAUCCAUUUCAACAGCUCAGGCCAGUCGGUGGAGUCGGUCAACGAUGGCUUCAGCUCCUACCUUAGACCAAAAGCCCCCCUGACUCGCUCCGACAGCGGCAACUCAGAUGACAACUAUGUCCCCAUGAAUCCUGGCUCCUCGCCGCUCAGCGCUGCCCAGGCUGACAGUCCUAAGAAUAUUUACAUUCCUAUGAGCCCUGGGCCGCAUCACUUUGAUUUCCCAGGAUUCUCUGCAACGUUACCUGCCCGUAAGGGUAGCAGCGCCUCCUUGUGUCACCGACCCAGUCGUCUCAGUGAUGUCACACCGCCUCCCAUCAACCGCAACCUCAAACCCAACAGAAAAUCGAAGCCAACACCUCUUGAUUUGAAGAACAAUGGAAUCAUUGAUGAGCUGCCAUUUAAGAGCCCAGUCACCAUGUCCUGGACACGGCCCAUGUCCGCCAUGAACUCCAUGUCCUCCCAGCACUGUCGACCCAUCUCCACCCAAAGUAUCACCAGCACUGACUCUGCAGACAGUGAGGAGAAUUAUGUGGCUAUGCAGAACCCAGCGUCUACCUCCCCAGCUGUGAGCGGCACCAGCAGCCCCGCCCCCAGGAAGUGCGGCAACGUGGACUAUCUAGCGCUAGACUUCCAGCCCGGGUCGCCCAGCCCACACAGAAAACCGUCUACAUCCUCCGUGACCUCUGAUGAGAAGGUGGACUACGUUCAGGUGGAUAAAGAGAGGACCCAGGCACUGCAGAGCACAAUGCAGGAGUGGACCGAUGUGCGACAGUCUACUGAACCUGCUAAGGGGGUCAAGUCCUGACACUGAUGUGUUGAGAAAAUAACAAACCGUAAAUCUAGCAACUCUGGCUUCAUGUUCCUGUCACGACCAUGAACCCUGGUUGGCUUGUUGAAUUAGUUCAAAGGACCAGUUUGUAUGAUUUUCUCAUGCUUGUGCGCUUACGUAAAGUUUGGACUGAGCUGGGAACUCCAUUUCUAAGCUAACAGUAAGGGACUAAACCAUCAGGCAUCAGUAUAAUUUACAACCUUCUUCAGUCGUUCAGUACAAAAAUUUCAACUUCCAAAAAACUAUGAUAGAAACUUAACAGAUUAAUAAUUUUUCCCCUCUAAACAACUUCAGCCCUGCUCCAAUCUGCCAAACGUUCAGUCAUUGUAAUGAUUUUAACCCUUUAAACACCAAUUUGAUUACAUGAAAUCACUGUUGUUUAUCAAAAAAUACACCAAAAAAGGAAUUUUACAAUUUACAUAUAACAAAUGUUGAGGGGGCGUUUUUUUUUUUUUUUUUUUUUUACAGUAAAGUCAUUAAAGUAUGUUAAAGUGUAAUACCACUGAUAACCACUAGUUGCUGGUUUCA
Messenger RNA from Sphaeramia orbicularis (orbiculate cardinalfish), 2810 nucleotides. It is a transcript of the gene gab2, whose product is annotated as GRB2-associated binding protein 2. The transcript is spliced from 10 exons. Gene Ontology annotation, molecular function: transmembrane receptor protein tyrosine kinase adaptor activity. Gene Ontology annotation, biological process: signal transduction. Lineage: Eukaryota; Metazoa; Chordata; Actinopteri; Kurtiformes; Apogonidae. Bases 222 to 2258 code for a protein of 678 amino acids. Gene Ontology annotation, cellular component: cytoplasm. The record is from RefSeq and is a predicted model, not a curated record.